AUGCUUGCCCGCGUACUCACUCUCGUCGCCGUCUACGCCACCGUCGUUGCCGCCGACGCCACCGACGUGAGCUCUGUCACUGUCGACGUCUCCUCAUCGUCACUCACCCGGGAUGUGCUCGAUCGCGCGCGGAACGUCAAGUCCUACGUCCAACGCGUGAGAAGACACAUUCAUCAGCGUCCGGAGCUCAUGUGGGAAGAGGAGCACACGAUGUCGUUCAUCGAGCGCGAGCUGGACGCUUUAGGCAUCACACACGAACGCAUCACCGCCACCGGGGUGGUGGCAACGCUCGGUGCGGGUCGACGAAGCGUCGGAUUACGAGCCGACGCGGACGCGCUUCCGCUGACAGAGGACACCGGGUUGGCGUACGCAUCGAAGACGGAGGGGAAGAUGCACGCGUGUGGACACGACGGACACGUCGCGAUGUUGUUAGGGGCGGCACGGGUGUUGAAGGAGGUGCAUGAUGAGGACCCGGGGGCGUUUCCGGGCACGGUGCGGUUCAUCUUUCAACCGGCGGAGGAGGGCGGCGCUGGGGCAAAGGAAAUGUUAAAGCCCAGGGACGGAUCCAGAGGGAUGGUGGACUUCGAUCCGCCGAUCCAGAGCGUGUUCGGGUUGCAUAAUUGGCCGUAUCCGGAGAUGCCGAGCGGGACCGCGGGGACGAGGGGGGGGACGAUCAUGGCGGGCGCUGGGGAGUUUGUGAUCGACAUCGCCGGGAGGGGCGGACACGCCGCGGUGCCGCAUAAGAACGUGGACGUUAUCGUCGCGGGGAGCGCCAUCGUUACGGCUCUUCAGACGCUCGUGAGUCGCUUGACCGAUCCGCUGGAUAGCGUUGUGGUGAGUGUGACGGUUUUCAACGCUGGAACGGCGAGUAACAUCAUGGCAGACAAGGCGACUCUACGCGGAACGCUGCGCGCACUUAAUCCAAAGACGUUCGCAUUGAUGCAACAGAAGGUCGUCGAUAUGGCUGCCGCGACCGCCGUCGCGCACGGAUGCGAAGCGUCGACAUCUUUCGAGCCGGAGCAGUACGGAAAGAAGCGUGUCCCGUAUCCUCCCACGGUGAACGACCCGCAAGCGGCGCAGCUCGCGAUGAACGUCGCAGCGCAGCUGUUCGGAGCAGAGAACACGCGCGACGUCGUUCCGGUAAUGCCCGCCGAAGACUUUUCGUUUUUCGGUCAAACAUAUCCAUCCGUGAUGAUGUGGCUCGGUGCGUACAACGAGAGCGCCGGAUCCACGCAUCCUCUCCACAGUCCAAAGUACAUUCUUGACGAGAACAUUUUGACGAACGGAGUCGCUUUGCACGCGGCGUACGCGCUCUCCUUCCUGAAAAAUGGCUUCGCAUAG
Ostreococcus tauri is the source of this 1341-nucleotide messenger RNA. RefSeq names its product Peptidase M20, dimerisation domain. The record is from RefSeq and is a predicted model, not a curated record. Gene Ontology annotation, cellular component: endoplasmic reticulum. Gene Ontology annotation, biological process: auxin metabolic process. Bases 1 to 1341 code for a protein of 446 amino acids. NCBI's taxonomy places the organism in Eukaryota, Viridiplantae, Chlorophyta, Mamiellophyceae, Mamiellales, Bathycoccaceae. The transcript has a single exon. Gene Ontology annotation, molecular function: IAA-Ala conjugate hydrolase activity.